This is a messenger RNA of Ruditapes philippinarum (Manila clam), 1441 nucleotides long. RefSeq lists its product as uncharacterized. NCBI's taxonomy places the organism in Eukaryota, Metazoa, Mollusca, Bivalvia, Venerida, Veneridae. The record is from RefSeq and is a predicted model, not a curated record. The transcript has a single exon. Bases 478 to 1131 code for a protein of 217 amino acids.
AAGAGGGUUUUCUUCGGGGGCUUCAAUGCUUAAGAAAAUGGGGCUUGGUUAUGUUUUGGGGGAACUGUCUUAAUGAUAUUUUACGGAAUGAAUGACAUCUAGAAUAAAAAAGGCAACUUCCCCGGGACGUUUGCCUACCAUAGUUUUACGUAGUCGGUAACUCUCCCGGGGCAUUUGCCUUUUGACAAUAUAUCAUGUCGAUAUCCGUACUUUUAGUUGUAAUAACAUUCACUAUGUAAAAUGCUUUAUUACGGAAUGAACAAUAUUGAAAAUAAAAUGCGUAUCCUUGUUUUACGUUUAAUGCACAGGUAUAAAAAUAACACAUUUACAAAUUAUAAAUAUACGUUAAAUUAUGUUCCCUUCGGAAACCUCUCAUAAAUUACUUGACCAAUGCAUUUUACCAGCUUUACACAUGCAAAAUUUCGUGCGUUAUCCGACCUCGUGCUAAAUUCAUAAAGUGACCAGAAGCGUUGCACAAUGGACGUCGACGAGCGCUCUACAUCAUCCUCUACAUCAUCCGGUACAGCUAAUGCCGGAAAUUUCAGGAGAAGAAUUAUUAAUCCGGACGAAAUAAACAUAUGUGAUCUAGAUAAUCCAUGGAACUUUUUCAACCUCAUGAACCAGGAUGAUUCCACUCUGAAUAAAUGGCUAAUUGAGAAUCACUUUAUGCUUGGAACAAUUCCUUGUACAAAAGCUGAUAGUGCUUCUUGUACAUGUUCAGGAACUAUGAGAGUAAGUCAGCGGGCUGGGAGAAUAUCGGGGGCUUCAUUGCGCUGCAGUAGAAACCGCAACCACGAGCUUGCCAUUAGGACAUACUCCUUCUUUGAAGCUUCCAAACUUUGCACUCAGGACAUUUUUAUGUUUAUCAAAUGUUAUCUCGAUGGAUUGUCCUUGAGGCAAACUUCCCUGUUUGCUGGAGUGAAUUACAAAUCAACUGCGGUGGAUUGGGCUUCCUUUAUUAGAGAGCUGUUUAAGGAGCAUUUCCACAGAAACAUCAAGCAACGAAAGUUCAACGGGGAAGUGGAAAUAGAUGAAUCUUUGUUUGGUCGGAGGGUGAAAUACCACAAAGGCAAUCCAAACAAAGGAUUGAAGGUAAUAUUAUUAUAUUACAUAAUUUUAUAUUAUAAGUAAUGAAUAUUGAUGUAUCUAUCUUAAAUCUACCAAUGUCUACUGCAAUAUAUAUAUAUAUAUAUUUAUUUAUUCAUUUAUUUAUUUAAAUAUAAUUUAUAAAAAUAUAAUAUAUAAAUAUAAAAUAGAAAUAACAUAUGUAAAUAAUUGAUAAUUUAAAAUUGAAAUUACAAUACAAAAUAAAUGAAAUGAAAUUUUAAAAAUAGUUUUCUUUAAAACCCUUGCUGUUCCUUUAACAAUUUUAACAAUUUAAUAACAUUUAGAUUUAAUUAUCAGGUAUGGGUGUUUGGCUUGGUCGAAAGAAGCUCCAACA